Triticum aestivum (bread wheat) is the source of this 1127-nucleotide messenger RNA. RefSeq names its product transcription factor MYB30. The record is from RefSeq and is a predicted model, not a curated record. The transcript has a single exon. Bases 143 to 874 code for a protein of 243 amino acids. Lineage: Eukaryota; Viridiplantae; Streptophyta; Magnoliopsida; Poales; Poaceae.
CGUAUUCUUCCUAGCAGCUCAGGCAGCCAUUACCUUCGGACCAGCGUCAACACACUGAGCAAUCCAUACAUCACACACACAGCGCCAGAGGUUUAAUUUAAUUAAUCGGCCGAGAAGAGCAGAGAAGUGAGCAAGGUAGCAAAUGGGGAGGUCUCCUUGCUGCGAGAAGACGGGGCUCAAGAGGGGGCCAUGGACGGCAGAGGAGGACAUGACCCUGGUGGCUCACAUCGAGCAGCACGGGCACAGCAACUGGCGGGCGCUGCCGAAGCAGGCCGGCCUGCUGCGCUGCGGCAAGAGUUGCCGCCUCCGGUGGAUCAACUACCUGCGCCCCGACAUCAAGCGCGGCAACUUCACCGGCGAGGAGGAAGACGCUAUCAUCCAGCUCCACGCCAUGCUCGGCAAUAGAUGGUCCACCAUUGCCGCCAGGCUGCCUGGCAGGACGGACAACGAGAUCAAGAACGUCUGGCACACACACCUCAAGAAGCGACUCGACUCGUCCUCGUCCAAGACGUCCGGCCAGGCAGCGCCUAAGCGCAAAGCCAAGAAGCCUGUGGCUGCAGCGAGCACAGCCGAUGGCCCGGCCUCCAUGCCAGUGUCGUCACCGGAGCAGCCCAUCUCGUCGUCCGCCACCGAUUACUCGAUGCCGUCGUCGUUGGAGAACACAGACAGCUUUACAUCGGAGGAGUUUCAGAUUGAAGACAGCUUUUGGUCGGAGACACUGGCAAUGACGGUGGACAGCUCCGGUUCCGCCAUGGAGGCCGGCGUCACCUUGGGCGCAGACAGUGCAUCGCCGUCGUCCAGCAACGACGAGAUGGACUUCUGGGUCAGACUGUUCAUGCAGGCUGGUGAGGUGCAGAGUUUGUCUCAGAUUUAGGCAGAGGACAUCGGCUCCUCGGCUAGUUUCUUGUUCAUUUUUUUGUCUCUCGAUAUUCUUUAAAAUCUUUGGCAUCUGAUCAUUUGGUGGGUGUAUACCUGUAAAACGGGAGAGCUUGUGAAGGGAACAAUAAUCGUUCGUAGCGGUGUUCAUCCAGCAAAAAAUGUGUCACGGCACGAGUGUUGCAAACUUCUUCUUUGUUGUAUGCCUACAAGAAUUGGCGUCCAAUUGAUACCCUUCUGUUUUGGAAAAA